UCCCAUACAAAGCACUUUCUGAAUAGCCACAGCACAUGCGUAAGGAGUGGGCGUGGUUUAUUUCACGGAAGUGUUGUCGAGUGCUGAGGUAUUGUAAAAAUUGGAUUAUGAGCAUCAUGUUAUGAGGUACCAUGCUGAUCACAACCUACAUUGCCUUCUUUGGUCUCCUGGCACUGUGCUUGGGAUUGGAGUUCUCCGCCUGUCGGACCAAGACCAAGAGUAGCUCUUGCAGCAAUUCUGUUUUCCUCAGUUUCCAAUUAGAAUAUUACCAGGUUUACUUUCUGGCAUUGACUGCUGACUGGCUGCAAGGCCCGUAUCUCUACAAGCUCUACCAGCAUUACCAGUUUCUUGAGUCCCAAAUUGCAAUAAUUUUUGUUUGUGGCUUUGCCUCAAGUGUGUUUUUUGGGUUGAUUUCCACUUCAUUAGCGGACUGGGUAGGACGUAAAAAAUCCUGUAUUCUGUUUUCACUAACAUAUUCAAUAUGUUGCUUGACAAAACUUUCUCAGGACUACUUUGUUCUAAUCGUUGGAAGGAUUCUUGGAGGUCUGUCAACAUCUCUUCUCUUCACUGCUUUUGAGGCCUGGUAUAUCCAUGAGCACACACAAAGGCAUGACUUCCCAACAGAAUGGAUUACCUUGACUGCUUCACAAGCUUCUUUUUGGAAUCAUAUUAUUGCAAUUGGAGCUGGAGUCAUUGCAAAUAUUUUUGCUGAGUGGUUUGGACUAGGUCCAGUUGCACCUUUCAUGGUCUCGAUCCCAUUUCUCAUGUUGACUGGAGUUUUCAUUAUGCGAAGCUGGAAUGAAAAUUAUGGUAAUCCAAGGAUUAGGUUUGCCAAAAUGUGCACAGAUGGCCUGAAGUGCCUUAUUUCAGACCGGCGUGUCUUGCUUCUUGGCACAAUUCAAGCUUUGUUUGAAAGUGUUGUGUACAUCUUCAUAUUUCUAUGGACACCAGUUCUAGAUCCUUACGGUCCACCUUUAGGAAUUGUGUUUUCCAGUUUUAUGGCAGCCAGUAUGAUUGGGUCUUCAUUAUAUCGUAUAGCCACCUCAAAAAAGUACCAUCUUCAGCCAAUGCACAUUUUAUCUCUCUCAGUCCUGAUGGUCUUUUUUUCAUUGUUCAUGUUGACUUUUUCAACCAACCCUGGCCAGGAAAACCCUUCAGAGUCUUUUCUUGCCUUUUUGCUCAUUGAGCUUGCUUGUGGGCUUUACUUCCCAGCCAUGGGCUUUCUACGAAGGAAAGUGAUACCAGAGACAAGUCAGGUUGGUGUGAUGAACUGGUUCAGAGUUCCUUUAAAUCUGCUAGCUUGCCUUGGUCUACUUAUUCUACAUGACAGUGACAAGACGGGCACCAGGAACAUGUUUGCCAUCUGUGCAGCCUUGAUGGUAAUGGCAUUGCUGGCUGUUGUGAGUUUGUUUACAGUUGUCCGCAAUAACACAGAGCUGAAAGUGACAGUCCCUGAAGAGCAGACAGAAGCUUCUGACGUGGACAGCCAUUAAAGAUGAUACCAUCUUUUUGUCAUUCCUUACCUUAUGGUGGUCAGACUGCAUUGCACACAGUAAAAUUGUACAUUUGAAUAUGAAUAGGGCAUAUAUACAAAUGACUCUUCUAUCGUGCACAAUAAAUUUGUAGUCUGUUAGAACGAGAUUGUGCAUUCUGAAUAUGGUUUCUUGUUGAUUUUACAUGGACAGUCAUCUUGUAAAAUUGUGAAUGCUUGCCUUUUGUGUUCCUCGGGCAUGGUUUGUUUAGUUUACUGUGGAAUUCUGAAUAUUUUUUUAUUAAACUUCUUGUUGAAAGUUUAGUCCUGUAUCUACAAACUCACAAACAUGCGUAACAGCGGAGAGCUGUAUACAGAUUUUGCAGCAGAAGGGUACCACGUUAAGAGUUUUUCAGUAAUAGUUCAGCUUAGUAUGUACAUGUGCAACUGUACAGUUUUUUAUUAAAUAAUUUGUCGAAA
Molecule: messenger RNA, 1951 nt
Organism: Protopterus annectens (West African lungfish)
Lineage: Eukaryota; Metazoa; Chordata; Ceratodontiformes; Protopteridae
Gene: SLC61A1
Product: major facilitator superfamily domain containing 5
Exons: 2
Coding region: 132-1493 (453 amino acids)
Biological process (GO): molybdate ion transport
Cellular component (GO): membrane
Molecular function (GO): molybdate ion transmembrane transporter activity
Source: RefSeq, a predicted model, not a curated record